CAACAGAAUUUGAUAACAGAGUCCUCCUUUCUCAUCAUUAUUAGACCCACCUAUGAGGAGGAGCCAAAACCACAAGAACAACUUCACCCCAAACCAAGAGUUGGGAAAGAGGCACCGUCUCCUGUUGUUCAUUAGGACUGAGCGAAAAACAGCACUUUUGUGUGAAUGUGCAUGUCAUGACAGCUACCUGGAGUCAUUCUUGGAUCACUUGGCUUGCAUUUUCUUUCCUCAUUUGGAAUGUCACUUGCCAGCAACUCAAAAAGGCCAGGGCUCCCUUACUUCCGCACAAACCCUUCAUUGUUAUUUGGAACGCUCCCACAGAGUCAUGUCGACUCAGAUUCAACGUCGACCUGGAUCUCAGUGUUUUUGACAUUGUGGCCAAUCAAAAUGAAACUCUGAGUGGUUCUAAUGUUACAAUAUUCUACCACACUCACUUAGGCCAUUACCCAUACUACUCUGAUGGAGGAGAUCCCGUCAAUGGUGGACUUCCACAGAAUGAAAGCCUGAAUAAGCACUUAAUCAAAGCCAAGUCUGACAUUGACAGAUUUAUACCAUUAAGGAACUUCAAAGGCUUAGGGGUAAUUGACUGGGAGAACUGGAGGCCACAGUGGGUUAGGAAUUGGGGAUCUAAGAAUAUCUACAGAAACAAAUCAAAAGAAAUUAUUAAGCAGCGUCACCCACAGUGGUCAGAUCCAGAAGUUGAAAAGAAAGCAAAGGAAGAAUUUGAGAAGGCUGGUCAGACCUUCAUGAAUACAACACUUUUGCUGGCACAGAAUGAAAGACCCAAUGGACUAUGGGGAUUUUAUCUUUAUCCAGAUUGUUACAAUUAUGACUAUAAACAGCAUCCACAUAGCUACACAGGACAAUGUCCAAACAUUGAGUACAUCCGCAAUGACUACCUGCUUUGGCUUUGGAAAGGAAGCACAGCACUUUACCCUUCCAUUUAUUUGGAUUAUGAAUUGAGGUCUUCACCCAGUGCCCUAAAAUUUGUCCAUUACCGAGUAAAAGAAGCCAUGAGGAUUUCAUCAAUUGCUCGAAAUGACUUUAUGCUGCCAGUAUUUGUUUAUUCAAGACCUUUUUACGCUUAUACUUUUCAUAUUUUGUCUGAGAUUGACUUGGUCCAUACCAUUGGUGAGAGUGCAGCUUUGGGUGCCGCUGGUGUUGUUUUGUGGGGAUCUUCAGAAUAUGGCAGUUCUGAGAGCAACUGCCGUGCAGUGAAAAAGUAUAUCGAUGGACCUUUGGGACACUAUGUCAUAAAUGUGACUUCGGCCUCUAAGCUCUGCAGCAAAGCCUUGUGUAAGAAGAAUGGGAAAUGUAUCCGAAAAGAUACAGCUUUUGGCGCAUAUUUACACUUAAAUCCUACGUAUUUUAGAAUCUGGAAGAACUCCCAUGGAAAUGGCCCCAGCUUUUUGGUUCGUGGACACCUGAGCAGAGAAGACAUCUUGUUCAUGAAGCAGAAGUUUACCUGUCAGUGUUAUCAGGGCUGGACAGGCGUGUUCUGUGAGCAGCCAGAACUCACUGACUUCACAAGUCACAGAGGAAAAAAAUAUUUUUCAUCAACUAUUGUCGGUCCUACUUUGCAUGUUACAUGCAUGUUAUCUUUUGCUCUGUUCUUUUUCGUUUUGAUUUGCAAAUUUUUAUUUGCUUAGCUCUCCCCAAAAAUCCACACGUACAUAGAUGCUGCCAUCCAUUUACAAACCUAUUUAAUACAAGGUCAUGGGAGCGGUACUCUGGACACAAGACAGGAAGCAACACCAGAUGGCAUGCCAGUCCAUCAUAGGGCAAACCUACCAAGUCUUUCAAGCAGACCCGGAGAAGACUUGCACCCACUUUAACUUUUACACGCACUACAUAAAACAAAACAGUCCGACCCACCAUCUUAUAUAGGAAAAUGUAGAAUGCAAAGCCCAUUUAAGAUAAAGCUUUAUAAAAUCCAAGUGCAUUACUUGUAAGCACCACAUGCUUCUCAAAGUCAAGAUAUAUAGAAGUCAGUUAGACCUGCCUGCCUAAGCCAUUCCCAAAAGAACUCCUGUAUACCUGGAAAGGUUUCUUCAAUACUCAUUGAAAGAGAGAACUUCUCCAGGUUAUAUGUGUAAAAAAAUGAUGAAGCGGGGUCUCACAGAUCUACAAUAACCCCAGGAGUCACUGAGAAGACACCUGAGAAUGUCAGUCCAAAUAUUAAUACUCUCAAGAACCUUUUCUAGCACAUGGUAGAGCUAAUGGUAAAGUGUGAAGGGCUCUAGGACCCACUAAAUAACACUUUGGACACCUGAAAUCUUACAAAUCUUGAUUAUGAGCGAUCCUUGCAAAAUAAUUUUUUUAGGUCUGUUUUAUGUGUUAUAAAUAACUCAGUUCUCAAUUAUGGCUUUAUGAGAAGUAUUGUAACAGUUAACAGACAGCUUUUAAUAAGUAAGGUGGGAUGACAGCCCACCUGCAAGUGCUUCACAGUCCCGGUGAGGCUAGAAGCAACGGUGGCCAUAGCCUUUUCUGGCAGGAGUGGAAAACAUGUCCUUUGCCAAACCUCAAGAGAAUUUUAGAAAGAGGGCUUAGACGUUCACAAAAGAUUUAUACACAGCACUCCCAAACACUUGCCUUGUUCUCACUGAUGUGUAAGAUUGUGAUGGAGGACAACAGAAAGUGAUUGAGAUUGUUGAUUCCGGUGGUGCUCACAUUGCAAUCGGCACUUCUUUACACUCAGAAUGUUAUUCAUCUGCUUUCUAUGCUCUUAAUAUCUAGAGGUGCGGUGCUGUUCUGGAGCAGAGUGGUGAAUUGGUUCACGGUAUCCAAUCAAUGUAAUCCACAUGAUGAAAUAGCCAUGUUAACUUUGCACACACAGCAUACAAGUGAGUAUGUGUCAUUUAAAAAUGGUUGUUCUGCAUGAUGUUGGACAGAAAUACAAGGUGGAAUGGCUUGUGUUUGCAAAUGGUGUUUGAUGUGAUUUGUCUACUUAAGAUUUGCAUUUCCUAACCAGUGGCAUUCUCCAUAACUAAUUUAUUGUAUAUUCCAUUUUACUAGUGUAAUAUUUCAUCACUGGAACACUAAUGGGACUCAAUGGGGUAUUUUAAAUUCUGUCUAAAAUCCCCAGGCAGUCAUCUGAAAAAUGUUACUGCCAGCUUACCUUAUUAUGUACUAAAGUACUGCAGGAAAGCACCCCUAAAGUUUAUAGUGUCCAAGAUAACUAUUUCAUUUAAUAGAAAAACAAAAACUUGCAAACUGGAAUAAUUCCCUGGGGCUCAAAACUCGCCACCUUGCUAUAUGUAUUUCUAGCUCUGGUCCUUGAUUACUUCAUCCAUCUAAUGAAGCCAAAACCGACUUAAGCUAUAAGCUUAAGCUAAGCAACUAUAACACCAUUUUUACUUUAAGACACCAUGCAUUACACUAAGAGAGUGCUUCUCUGUCUUUGGGCCAAGAUAUACCAGAAGAAAAAAAUACAUGUCGCAAAAUGCAGACAAAUAAUGAAGGGGAAAGUGCUGUGGUCUGCAAGGGAUCUGGCACUUUCAAAAAGAUCAAUUUUCCAGGAAGACGAUGAUUCAAAACAUAUAGAACAUUUUUUGCAGAAUAUGCAGAAGUUUACUGUUACACUGAAACUGAAGAUUUUUUUUUUUAUGUUUUCCUUUUGAUUGUUGGAAUAAAAAUGAUCUAAAUGCCAUCAUGAAACAAAAUAAAAAGUUCAGAGUUGGAGGGUAUAUAAUAACUUUUUAUAGUUAAGAUAUUUGUGCUGACAAGACCAGACUAAAAAGGUAAAAUAUACUUGACACAUGGCGCUAUUCCUGUGGUAAUCUUAUGUUGAUUUUUUAACAAAAAAGUUCAAGUGCAUGUAGACGUGCUUUAUGGGUGAUGUACAUUCAUUUCAUAAAUUGGACUUCAUAAUUGUGUUCAAUGCUUAGAUUGAAGCUAUUCUACUGCACAAACCUUCCCAAUAAACUAUCCAUUACAGUGUGUAAUUAAUAUAUAUUUGCUUUUACAACAAAAACGAGGAAAUGUAAAUAAAGUAUAAAUUGCACAAAAUCUGUAUGUGCUUGUAUUUUGUAUUAAUCAAUGUAUAUCUGUUCUGCUCCUAAUACUACUGGGUAACGAAGAGACAAACAGUGUAAGUAAAAGUAUUGUAACUAAUGUGG
This is a messenger RNA of Polypterus senegalus (gray bichir), 4118 nucleotides long. It is a transcript of the gene hyal6, whose product is annotated as hyaluronoglucosaminidase 6. The transcript is spliced from 4 exons. The record is from RefSeq and is a predicted model, not a curated record. Gene Ontology annotation, biological process: carbohydrate metabolic process; hyaluronan catabolic process. The coding region runs from base 177 to 1649 and encodes 490 amino acids. Gene Ontology annotation, molecular function: hyalurononglucosaminidase activity. Lineage: Eukaryota; Metazoa; Chordata; Cladistia; Polypteriformes; Polypteridae.